Myxocyprinus asiaticus (Chinese sucker) is the source of this 4613-nucleotide messenger RNA. RefSeq names its product protein-L-isoaspartate O-methyltransferase domain-containing protein 1-like. Bases 385 to 1464 code for a protein of 359 amino acids. The transcript has 6 exons. Gene Ontology annotation, molecular function: protein-L-isoaspartate (D-aspartate) O-methyltransferase activity. Gene Ontology annotation, cellular component: cytoplasm. NCBI's taxonomy places the organism in Eukaryota, Metazoa, Chordata, Actinopteri, Cypriniformes, Catostomidae. The record is from RefSeq and is a predicted model, not a curated record. Gene Ontology annotation, biological process: protein modification process.
UUUACAUCCUCUCAGCUGUUCCUCGAGAAAAACAGCGCUGGAUCUUCAAAGCCACCAAAAUCCAUACAUCACACAACAGUACUGCGUUUAAAACACCAACGCCAAUGUGCAUCCACUCUGCAGCUGUUUGUUUGGCUUGUGCAAAGCGAGUCUGAGACUGAUUCAUGGCGUUAAAAAAGAUCUUGCUGUACUUGAGAAUGGUCUGAAGUGAUUUGUGUGGGACACAAGACAUCCCGAGUGGGCUUCCCUGUGGAGAAUCACUCAAACACUUCCAUCUGGAUGUGAAGACCGGAUCUGUCUCUCACCUCCUGCAUUUUUUCUUUAAGUUUUUUUGGUUUCUUUUCCAUUUAUUUGUUUUUAUUUUUUGGUGGCUGUGAGGGGAUCAUGGGUGGAGCAGUCAGUGCUGGUGAGGAUAAUGAUGAAUUGAUUGACAACCUGAAGGACGCCCAGUAUAUCCGCACAGACCGCGUCGAACAGGCCUUUAGGGCCAUAGACCGUGGAGAUUACUACCUGGAGGGCUACAGAGAAAAUGCCUAUAAAGAUCUAGCAUGGAAGAAUGGGAAUAUACACCUCUCUGCGCCAUGUAUCUAUUCGGAGGUGAUGGAGGCUUUGAAACUCCGGCAGGGUUUGUCUUUCCUUAACCUAGGCAGUGGCACGGGAUACCUGAGCACCAUGGUGGGUCUGAUCAUAGGUCCCUUUGGAGUAAAUCACGGCGUUGAGCUCCACAAGGAUGUUGUGGAAUAUGCAAAAGAAAGACUUGACGACUUCAUUAAAAACAGCGACAGCUUUGACAGGUUUGAAUUCUGUGAACCACACUUUGUAGUGGGGAACUGCCUGGAGAUUUCAUCAGACAGUCAUCAGUAUGAUCGUGUUUACUGCGGGGCUGGAGUCCAAAAAGACCAUGAGAACUACAUGAAGAUCCUGCUGAAAGUUGGAGGGAUUUUGGUCAUGCCAAUAGAUGAUCAGCUGACUCAGAUCACUAGAACCAGUCAGAGUUCCUGGGAGAGUAAGAACAUCCUGGCGGUGUCAUUUGCUCCUCUUGUUCAGCAGAGCAGGACUGACGGCAGCAAGCCUGAAGCUGUGGUUCUACCCCCUUUGACAGUGAGGAGUCUUCAGGACCUGUCACGAAUCUACAUUCGCCGAACCCUCCGCAACCUGACCAAUGACGAUAGCGGCGGCCGCAACACCAUGCAAAGAGCGUCUCAGAAGCGCAAACGCAGGCGCUGUCGGCGCCGUCGCCGAAUCAACACCUACGUCUUCGUCGGGAACCAGUUGAUUCCUCAACCCCUGGACAGCGAGGAAGACGAAUGCAUCGAAGAGGAGAGCAAAGAGGAAGAGCAGGAGAAAGACAUUGAGCCUAUCAAACCCGAGGAACCCCAAGUCAAUCACCUGAGAGACAAAAUUUUUAGUCUGCCGCUACCCGAGUCGUUGAAAGCGUACCUGCUGUACUACCGCGAGAAAUAACAGCGCACAUAACCGCUCAUUCAAUCUACGAAUUAAUUGGUGGUGGUGGUUUUCCUCUGACAUCUUCUGGCCCCGAAUUUCAGUUUUUUUGUUCACAUUUUGAAUGUGAUUUUUGAGGAUGGAGGACCUAAUGAGGACCUUUGGUGGUUGAAAAGCUUCUAGCUCACCUUGUUUGUAUUCAGAGAAAGAGUUUGCUAAAUUAGUUUGGCAAAUGUAUUGGAAGAAUUGCUAUUUUUCAUAGGCUUGUCUUGUACGACGGAAUAUUUGAUGAAACCAGUAAUGACAGUUUUCUUUCUUUUUUUUCCAUUGUAGGGAGAAUGAAAAACUGUAGUCAUUAUUUUGCGAUUGAUUUUUGCCUUUGUUUAGUCUCCGACUUGGGAGUUUUUGCUGUUUAUGAAGCUAAUGCUUUCAGUAUUUCUUCUGACUGUUUUAGUGAAGUUCCAUCUAGAGAUGAUUUUUGACCUGCGUGUCGCAUUUGUACUUUUUCACUUUCUAGUCACAUUUGUAAUUACUGAUAUUGAGCGGCCUCUUAAUAGAUGAUGUAAUUCUUUGGUUGUUCUUUAUUUUGCCUGCCAGUCUUUCAAGGCAACUCGACCUGAAGACGUAACGUUCACUUUCUGCUGGUGAUCAUAAAAUGUAAGAGACGUCACUGUUUGUGUCGGUUUGUAAUCUGUGAUUUCACACUGUCGUAACUACUUAUUUGCAAUAUAUUGUCAGCGUAAGAAAUCUGUGGCUUAAUUUCAGUUAUUGAAAUGAUUUGAAAUUAUCUUUUGAUUCCUUUCUGCAUACGGAAGAAAGGAAACGUCUGCCAGUGGUCAUCAGAAAGAUUGUUGUAACCCUAAUUACCAUAUCAGGAUGUUCAAUCAAACACUGUUCAGGGAAUCAACCUAUGAAUGGUUUACUUAUAGUUGCCUCUUCACAUUAAACUAGGAUAGAAGAAAUUAUUUAACAUUGAAAUUGCACCUUUAACAUUCUGGCCAGAAACAUACUUGCGUACUAUGCAAGUACGUGAACACAGAUGUGAGUGCUUAGCCAACGCCUGAUUGAACAUGCUUAACGUGCGUUCUUGCAUUACUGUGGCGGUAACCAACCCUAGUACUCAAGGGGACGAUAGAGUUAUCUUGAAAAGUCAGUGCCAUAACACUGGAUGUGUUAAUAUUCAGGGAAGUUGCUAUAAAUUUACUGACUUAAUCUUGCUCAGCAACAUUCUCUUCAAACUGUUGCUCCACCAUGACAGUAGCUGACUUUAAAUAGGAAACUCGCCAUAGAAGUGGAUAUUCACACUGAUGUUCACUAUAGUGUCCCUUGCAGCAAUGUUGAGAAUGCAACGCUUGCGUUAAGUUAUUAAUUGCGGUCUGACGAAUUUUGUAACGCAACAACACACGCAAAUCGACCUUGCGUUUCUAGAAGUGUCUGCGAUUAACUACUUGCUUAAAGUAUGCUUCGGCCAUUAUUAGUCAUGAACAAAGCAGUCAUUGCAUUAAAUAUUGUUAUCAAUAAUGAUUAUCAGAUGACGAUUUUGAAACAUAAGCACCGCAAAUCAUUGCCAGCAACACAUUGUGUCUCCCAUUAUUUAUACUGAAAUGAUGGUGACAGGGAAACCAUAAUGUAAAGAUAUUAGCCAAAGUUAUGCUUUAAAUUUGGUCUUAAAGAUGUACAAUAUAUGUUGUAGUUUGAUGCCAUUGUCUGUGGAAUUAAAGGAAUAUUUUGGGUUCAAUACAAGUUAAGCUUAAUUGACAGCGUUUGCGGCAUAAUGUUGAUUACCACAAAAAUGUAUUUUGACUCGUCCCUCCUUUUCUUUAAAAAAAAAAGCACAAAUCUGGGUUACAGUGAAGCACUUACAAUGGAAGUCAUUGGGGCCAAUUUGAAGGUAAAAUACUGUUUCAAAAGUAUAGCUACAAUACAUGAAGGUUAUGCACGUAAACAUGAUUUUAGUGUGCUCUGUGUAAAGUUAUAGACAAUUUUACAACUUCGUUACCAUGAGGAUGUAAUGUCAACAAACCCUAAAAUUCUGUAAAAAUUACGAUUUAAACAACUUUACAGCUCAAAUAAUACUUGAGUUUUAACAGAAGAAUUAAUAUAAGUGCUUUUAUAAAAUUAUAAGCUUCAAAUUUAUGCUUUUAAACCCUCCAAAAAUUGGCUCCAUUGUAAGUGCUUCACUUUAACCCAGAUUUGUGCUUUUUUUUUAAAGAAAAGGAGGGAUGAGUUGAAAUUCAUUUUUGUGGUAAUUUAACAUUAUGCCACAAAUGCUGUUGAUUGAGCUUAAUUUGUAUUAGAUCCGGAAUAUCCCUUUAAUAUUUAUCUAAUACCUAUUAGAUAUUUUUUCUGUCAUAUAUAAACAUGCUACAAAAUUGGCUAUGAAUUUAAAUUUAAAUUUUUUUUUUUUUUUUAUUUGUUGUUCUUUUGUGUGUGUGUGUGUGCAAAAUUCUUUAUAAAAAAAAAAAACCUACAGGGCAGAAUCAUUUUUUUUAUAUCGAAUAUUGAUAAACACCAGCAGAAAUUCUAGAAAUAAUGUUUUGAUAUUUUAAAACUGCAUAUUUAAAGGCUCACAAAAGGAACACAACAGAGACGUUUUUGUGCUUUGUUUGUUAUUGAGACGGCAGUACAACACAUUUAAGUGUGUGUAAUACUUACUACUGACUUUAAUGGGUCACUCAGCCUAAUCUCGCCUCUAUCAUACUGAAAUUCUAGGGCCAGAUGGUUUACUUUUUCCUACUUAAAAUAAAAGCCUUGACCAUUUCUGUCAUAUUUUAAGUUCAGAACUCGGAAAUAAAAAUGUAUCGAAACUUUGAGGUAUUCAGAGGGUAGAAACCGCAAGCAAUACUGAAGCCACAGAUAAUACAUAUUGUGAUAUUUUUCAGAGUUAUUCACAUUGCUCAUUGAUCCAAAAAUGCACACACUCCUCACACAUAUUGGCAUCGCAAGGUAAGAGCGGCUUGGGGAACCAGUCCAUUGAGUUUGUUAAAUAAGGGGCUACUAGAACAUUCCGCAAAGUUUAAUUCCUUGAGGUCAACAGCAUGUUUUCUUACAGACGGUCCCUGCUGCCGGUACAGGGGAGUGUCUUUUUUUCAAGUGUAUCACUGACUGUUUGUAAUUUGAUGCUUUGUUUCUCAACCAUCUUUUCAUUAAAUAUAUUUAUAGCCAACCUA